Messenger RNA from Alternaria ethzedia, 1170 nucleotides. RefSeq lists its product as uncharacterized. The coding region runs from base 1 to 1170 and encodes 389 amino acids. The record is from RefSeq and is a predicted model, not a curated record. Lineage: Eukaryota; Fungi; Ascomycota; Dothideomycetes; Pleosporales; Pleosporaceae. Gene Ontology annotation, molecular function: nucleotide binding. The transcript has a single exon.
AUGCCACCAAUCCGCGUUGCUCUCGCUGGUCUAUCGUCAUCUGCAAAGGUUACCUGGGCCGCAGACGCUCAUCUCCCAUAUCUCCUCUCUCACCGUGGCAAGCAGCACUACCAGCUUGUCGCUCUCCUCAACUCCUCUACUCAAGCCGCAGAAGCAGCAAAGAAGACAUUCGCACUUCCCGAAGACGUAAAAGCAUAUGGCGACCCAAGCACCCUCGCAGAAGACCCAGAUAUCGACCUCGUCGUCGUCUGCACCCGCGUCGAUGUACAUUUCUCUGUCGCCGAAUCGAGCCUCAAAGCAGGGAAAGCAGUGUACAUUGAAUGGCCAGUGACGCAAGACCUUGCCAGCACAGUAAACCUUGCAGAACUUGUGCAUGAACCGCGAAAUAGUAUCAUCGGCCUCCAAGGACGGGUCGCCCCAAUCACCCUUCGACUCAAAGACAUUCUAGCCGCAAAUACCAUAGGGAAGGUACUCAGCAGCCAAGUCCGCGCCUUUGGUAACUUGCUGCAGCGGGACGCUCUCCCUGAGUCUCUGGAGUAUUUUGCGGAUAGAAAGGUGGGAGGACAUCCCAUCAACAUCCAUUAUGGCCACAUGAUCGACUACGUGCAUGAGGUACUCGGCGGAUGGGAAGAAUCUCAUACGAAAAUGCAAAUCCAGCGACCGAAUCUGAAGCUCCUGGGAGCUGACGGGAGUGUCAACAGGGCCGUAAAGACUGAUGUACCCGAUCUGAUAUCUGUACACGGUACCCUCAAUACUGAGAAAGGAGUCACAGUACCCGGAGCCACACUUGCAGCUUCUUUCCGCCUUGGCCAGUCGUUUAAAGGCGAACCUGGGUUCGUGUGGUACAUCGCUGGCGAGACGGGAGAGUUGCGUGUUACUGCACCAGGUCCUUAUCUUAUGUCUGGUGACUCUUAUGAUGGCCCUAUUUCGAUUCAGCACCAUGAUUACGCGACUGAUGAAGUGCGCGAUUUGGGCUGGGACUGGCCGGAGUGGCAGAAAGAGUUGGGUCUUCGCGCGAGGAGCGUGGCGGAGGUGUAUGAAAGGUACGCGCAAUGGGUUGAAGGUGGGAUGGGGAGUGUGGUCGAAGGGAGAGAGUGGCCGAGCGUGGCGGAUGGAGUGGCUUUAAUGAAGGAGUUUGAUGAGAUUUAUAAAGAGUUUGAUAGGGUGUGA